AUGUGGGAGGACGAGAGGAACCGCAGAGGAGGCCGCUGGCUCAUCACUCUGUCCAAGCAGCAGCGAAAGGCGGACCUGGACCGCUUCUGGCUCGAGACGCUGCUGUGUCUGGUGGGAGAAGCGUUUGACGACUACAGCAAAGACGUCUGCGGAGCAGUCAUCAACGUCCGCGCCAAAGGAGACAAGAUCGCCAUCUGGACCACGGACUACGAGAAUCAAGAGGCCGUCACUCACAUCGGGCGCAUGUACAAAGAGAGAUUAGGAGUCCCCCCUAAAGUGAUCAUCGGGUACCAGUCCCACGCCGACACGGCCACGAAGAGCAGCUCCAGCAACAAGGACUUCAGAUCCAGACUGGAGUUCAUUCUUCUCUUGGGAAGGAAAAAAUCCUUCAAAAUGACAAUACAUCAGAGUUUAUGGCUGUGGCUAUUUUUCAUGGUCAGCGGCGUGUGUGCGCAGUUCCGCGCCUUCAAGAGGAGCUCCACAGUGCAGGAGGGGGACGUGAGGCUCGCCGCCUCCAGACUCUCCUUCGGGGGUCGAGUGGAGAUCUUCCACGCGGGACAGUGGGGCACCGUGUGCGAUGACGGCUGGGACCUGGACGAAGCCCAUGUGGUGUGUCGCCAGCUGAAGUUCCCCCGUGCACUGUCGGUCAUGACGGGAGGAGAAGGCUAUUACGACAAACCAGCAUCGGGGCCAAUAUGGAUGGAUGACAUGAAAUGCAAAGGCACAGAGAAGUACCUACAUGCUUGUACUUUCAAAGGAUGGGGAAUUACUGACUGCACCCACAAGGAGGACGUAGUCAUACAAUGUGAUGCAGCUGGUUAUAUGGAGAGUGCAGCACUAUCAUCCUACCCCCUGGACCACAGUAUUAAUUUGUCUGAUGAGCUAGGGGAAGUCUUCAGCGAUGAGAGAUUCUGCGACCUCUCAAUCACUGCUCAAAGUUCUCUACAAGAUCAGGAGGACACCACACUGCACGAUUCAACAACACUAUGUGCUCACAAAGUGGUACUCUCACAAGUGCACGCCUUCAAUAUCACCCAAGAAACCCAAAACAUUACAGUUCAAAUUGCUUCCAACUGUCUUCCACAUUUUUCUUCUUUUAUUAGAUACCUGUACACACGGAACAUGUCUAUAGAAGAUGUUUUUUACCAACCUCGGAUCUACACCUCUGCCUUAUGGGCGCUGUCCUUUGACAAAUUGAAUCAAGGCAGAAUCAGGUCACAAGCCUAUGGAGAUUACAACUACAACUACAACUACAAUGAUGGCAGAACCAAGGCGUUCAACGUACCAUAUCACAGCAGCACCAUCUUCAAGGACAGGGAGGUCUCGUGGUCUGCAGAUAUAUUUGUUAACCAAUACGAGUGUUCAAAUCGAGGCUGCUACUGA
Molecule: messenger RNA, 1383 nt
Organism: Knipowitschia caucasica
Lineage: Eukaryota; Metazoa; Chordata; Actinopteri; Gobiiformes; Gobiidae
Source: the annotation of a GenBank genome assembly